UUCUUUUUUGGUUUCUUUUAGGAUCGCCAUGAAACAUAUGCAUUCAUGAUUAGUUUCUGUCAGCAUCUAUUCUUAUUGGCAAGACAUUGGUGGAAGUGUCCUUUGGAGUUUUCACGUAUUGGUGUGACUCUUGUUAAAAAUAUGUCAACCGAACAACUUAAAAAGGAAGCAGCAGCAAACGCCAAAUUGCCUCCUGUGUUUAGCAAGGGUCCUUCUAAAGGUACUUAUAGUCCCAAGUUGUUGGAUGCUUUGCGUCGUUUGGAUCAGUGGAUCGACUGGGAAAGAAGAGACCGCAUAGUUGGAACACAAAGACAAAUGAGAGUGAAUACGGGUCCUAUUAUGGACCUUUUAGAACGAUUGGGAAACCCACAUACUCGUUUUCAAACAGUUCAUAUAACAGGUUCAAAGGGAAAAGGCUCCGUCACCAGUUAUGUGUCAGCCGCACUCUUUUAUGGUGCUGGAUUUUCUACUGGAUGGUAUUCCUCACCUCAUGUAGAAAGAAUCAAUGAGAGAAUAGGCAUCAAUGAUAGUUAUAUUGAAGACGAUGAGUUGGCCUUUUGUCUCAACCAAGUAUUGUCCGUUCGUGAGGAGUCAGUUACGGCACAGUCUUUCGGAAAGGAUUCCACUUGGUUUGAUUUGGUCACUGCAGCUGCUUUUUUGGCUUUCGCUAGAGCAAAAGUUGAAUGGGCUGUAGUGGAGUGUGGCUUGGGAGGAAAGUUAGAUUCUACCAAUGUACUCAAGUCAAAGAUAACUGUGCUGACCAACGUAGAGUUGGAACAUGCAGAAAUAAUUGGACCUACGAGAAAAGAUAUAGCAAGAGAGAAGGCGGGCAUUGCCUAUCAAGGCUCUGUACUGAUUACGGGUACGAAUAGCAAAGAUGAAGCUGGUCAAGUUAUCGAUGAAAUAGCUCAACAAGUUGGCUUUCGAGUUAUUCGUCCUUUUGAAGAACUGUUGCAGUUGGAGAACGAUAGCUUACCUUUAUUCUCCAUCAUAGAAGUGCAGAAUCGAUGUAUUGCCAAGGAGGUUUUGAAACAGAUUGGCCUUAUAGGUUAUAGGAGCAAAAUAGAUUCCAAAGUUAUAGAUGAGAAGCUGUUAGAUAGAAAAGAUGUUUGGAAAGGCGCCAAGAAGAGAUUACCAGCUCGCAUGGAAUGCUUUAAGCUUUCGAAUUCCCUUGAGGUUAUCAUAGAUGGUGCACAUGUUCCCAGUAGUGUUGGAUUGGUGAUGAAAGAGAUUACUCAUCAUCCUAUUUGGAAACACAAAAGAAUAGAUGUGAUACUUGGAAUGGGUCGCGAUAAACAUGUAGAAGAAAUAUUAGAUGAGUUGGUACCAUUUGUAUCUCAUCUUUACUGUACAUGUGUUGGUCAUGAAGGACCUUAUCUUGGAGCAGAACAGUUGGGUGAAUAUGCCAAACAAAAGUCGUUUCAAAGUAUCCGCAUUCACCCGCACUGUGUGGAUACGUUGCAUAUGGCUAUCGAAUUGAUUGAAAAAGAGAAUGCUUGUGAAGAUAGUGUUUUGUUGGUUAUUGGUUCUUUACAUUUAGCAGGAGCUUUGCGUCCCAUCGUUACAAGUUUGGCUCGUCAAGAAUGAGAUAAUCUAGGAUGACUCUUUUAUU
This is a messenger RNA of Galdieria sulphuraria, 1612 nucleotides long. Its product is annotated as folylpolyglutamate synthase. The transcript is spliced from 2 exons. Gene Ontology annotation, cellular component: cytoplasm. Bases 46 to 1587 code for a protein of 513 amino acids. Gene Ontology annotation, biological process: folic acid-containing compound biosynthetic process. The record is from RefSeq and is a predicted model, not a curated record. Gene Ontology annotation, molecular function: ATP binding; tetrahydrofolylpolyglutamate synthase activity; dihydrofolate synthase activity. NCBI's taxonomy places the organism in Eukaryota, Rhodophyta, Bangiophyceae, Galdieriales, Galdieriaceae.